AUGGCGAAUGUGUCUAAAUUUCUAUCCCCACAAAGUGUUGGUGGUUUAUCGCGCAGACAAGUUGCCCAGAGUGCAGCUCUGGGGGUCUGCUUGUUAACAGCAGCUGCCGUCUAUGGGGCGAGAAAGUGUCCCCAAGUACUGGACAGGGUGUUGGGACGAAAAGAAACCGUAUCGUCUUCGCCUGCAUCUCUGCAAAAACAAGGAAAGGACUAUAGUUCCCCCCUUCUCGUCGGUGAUGCUUCUCACCCGAAAUCCAAUGCCACUAAAAAAUCGCUACCCUCCUCUUCUUCAUCAUCAUCGUCGUCGUCAAAAUCAAAUCAUAACCACCAUCAACAAAAUAAAUCACCUGGUGUAAACAAAGCCCUUUUAAAGCAACUACGAUUUUUAUUAAAUAUUGUCGUUCCCGGUUUUUGGUCGAAAGAGUUUGGUAUUUUGUCUCUGCAUACUCUGACCCUGAUCUGCCGGACUUUUCUUUCUAUCUACGUGGCUACCCUGGACGGUAAAAUAGUCAAGACCAUCGUCCAGAAAGAUGCUUUCAAAUUCAUGUGGCAAUUGUCCAAAUGGAUUAUCAUCGCAGUUCCGGCCACGUUUGUCAACAGCCUCAUCCGUUUUGUGGAAAGUAAACUGGCCUUGGCCUUCCGUACCCGAUUAGUAAACUAUUCAUAUAGUAAAUACUUCGAUAAACAAACAUACUACCGUGUCAGUAAUUUGGAUUGCCGUUUGCCCAAUGCUGACCAGUGCCUCACAGACGACAUAAAUGUGUUUACCCAGUCUUUGGCUCACCUGUAUUCUCACCUGACCAAACCUUUACUGGACAUUGCCAUUAUGUCGUUUACUCUGUAUAAACUGGCCAGCAGCCGAGGGGCCAGUUCCAGGAUUCCGACUAUUGUUGCUUCGGUUGUCAUCUUCAUCACUGCCAAGGUACUAAGAGCGGUUUCUCCUAAAUUUGGAAAAUUGGUUGCGGAGGAGGCUAAACGAAAAGGGGAAUUGCGUUAUAUGCAUUCAAGAGUCAUAACAAAUGCUGAGGAAAUUGCCUUUUACAGUGGUCACAAGAUUGAAUUAAGUGCCUUACAAUCAUGUUACCAAGCACUUGCGUCCCAAAUGGAUGUCAUUUUCCGUCAACGUCUAUGGUAUGUAGUCUUGGAGCAGUUCCUCAUGAAAUAUGUGUGGAGUGCUGCAGGCCUUGUGAUGGUAGCUAUUCCAAUUAUUACUGCCACUGGCAUCAAAGCUGAUGGUAGUAGUAUGAAUGAUGAUCCAGAUGGAGGUGUUAGUGAGAGGACUCAGUCCUUUACAACAGCCAGAAAUUUGCUUAUAUCAGCAGCUGAUGCUAUUGAAAGGUGGAUGUCUUCUUACAAAGAGGUGACUGAACUUGCUGGUUAUACAGAAAGAGUACAUAAUAUGUUAAAAGUCUUUGAAGAUGUUCAACACGAAAAAUACAUCCGUACUAUCGUUGGUCAAACUGAUAAGGAAAGAACAACAGAACAUCUCAAAAUUGCUGGUGAAGUUUCUGAUUGGGACAAAGGAAUUGUGAUUGAUGAUCUUCCUAUCAUUACUCCAAAUGGUGAUGUUAUUGUAUCAAAACUCUCCCUGAAUAUUAUACCAGGAACCCACUUGCUCAUUACGGGUCCAAAUGGGUGUGGCAAGUCUUCUUUAUUCCGGAUUCUAAGUGGACUAUGGCCAGCUUAUAAAGGAAGUCUGCAGAAGCCCCCUACUCAUCGAAUGUUUUACAUUCCACAAAGGCCUUACAUGUCAAUUGGCAGUUUAAGGGACCAAGUGAUUUACCCUGACACAGUAGCUGAUUUUAAGAGGAAAGAGAUGACUGAUGCCAAUUUAGAAUCCAUUUUGUCUAUUGUGCAUCUACAACAUAUUGUUCAUCGAGAAGGAGGCUGGGACUCUAUAUGUGACUGGAAAGAUGUCUUGUCUGGUGGAGAGAAACAAAGAAUGGGUAUGGCCAGGCUUUUCUAUCACAAGCCUCAGUUUGCUUUGCUGGAUGAAUGCACAAGUGCAGUGUCCAUUGAUGUGGAGAGCAGCAUCUACCAAAGAGCCAAAGAUGAAGGUAUCACUCUCCUUACCAUUACACACAGACCAACAUUAUGGAAGUUCCAUUCUCAUUUGCUUCAAUUUGAUGGUGAAGGCGGCUGGGUGAUGGAGAGUUACCUUCAUGUGGUGCUGGCCUUGACAAAGAAGGACUGUCUGAUAACCCCUAAAAGAAUUCAGUCUUUCAAACAAACUUUGAUUUGGCUAUGA
Messenger RNA from Acanthosepion pharaonis, 2247 nucleotides. NCBI's taxonomy places the organism in Eukaryota, Metazoa, Mollusca, Cephalopoda, Sepiida, Sepiidae. The record is from the annotation of a GenBank genome assembly.